Cotesia glomerata is the source of this 661-nucleotide messenger RNA. RefSeq lists its product as uncharacterized. The record is from RefSeq and is a predicted model, not a curated record. The coding region runs from base 65 to 412 and encodes 115 amino acids. NCBI's taxonomy places the organism in Eukaryota, Metazoa, Arthropoda, Insecta, Hymenoptera, Braconidae. The transcript is spliced from 2 exons. Gene Ontology annotation, molecular function: protein binding.
AGAUUUAUUUAUUUACUUAUGAGUUGGUUGUUAAAGUUUUUCAAUAUUAAAAAACUAGAAAAUUAUGCUUGGUACAUUAUUAUUUACGUACUUAUUGAGUAUUUCAAGCGAUAAUAUUCUAGUCGUUGAAGCUGGAAUCGAGUGUCCUAAAGGAUGUCCAGAUGAUUACAAUCCAAUUUGUGCGCAUGGAAUUUCGUAUAAAAAUAAAUGUGUGCUGUUACAGCAGAUUUGUAAUAAAAAAUUGAAUGAGCAAGUACUUUCUGAAACCGAACCAUGUCCGUCAUACGACAUUAGAGCAGAAGCUAAAGACAAAUCCGUAGAAGCGAUUGACAAAAAUGGCGUGAUAUUUAGAUCGGACUUCGCGAUUAAAAAUGAAGACUCUGGAGAAUCAACUUCAGUUGAAUACUUAUGAAUUAUUUUUACUGUAAUUUAAUUUAUUUACAUAUUUAAUUAAUACAGUGGCUGAAUUAUAAGUGUUAAUGUUAAACAAUUAAACGUUUAAUCUUGGUUUUCUUAUUUUUAACCAAUUGGUAGGAUAGUUAUAAUUUUAAUUACAAUUUCUAAGCAUACAUUAAUAAACUAUGGUAACGAUAACUUUACAAAAAUGCGCUUUUUAUUUAAAUCUAAAGAAAAAAUCAGCUUAUUUUAGGAAUGAUUAUUA